This is a messenger RNA of Sinocyclocheilus rhinocerous, 1233 nucleotides long. Its product is annotated as gastrula zinc finger protein XlCGF57.1-like. The record is from RefSeq and is a predicted model, not a curated record. Bases 28 to 1224 code for a protein of 398 amino acids. The transcript has 2 exons. Lineage: Eukaryota; Metazoa; Chordata; Actinopteri; Cypriniformes; Cyprinidae.
UAGAGUUCAUGAAAGAAGACUGAGAACAUGAGUGACCCAGAAUCCUGCAGAAUGGAACAUGAAGAUCCUGAAGAACAAAGAGAUCUGAUGGAAGAGAGCGAGGAGAGCGAAGAUCUGAGUGAAGCGGAGCAGAAACAUCAUGCCAAAACUGGUCAUUUGAGUCGCUCACAGACUAAAAGCAAUGUCUUACAGAGAAGAACAGCCAAAAAGCACACUUGUCCUCAGUGUGGAAAGAGUUACCUAAACAAACAAAGUCUUAAACUUCACAUGAAAGUUCACACUGGAGAGAAGCCUUACACUUGUGAUCAGUGUGGGAAGAGUUUCACACAAAAAGGACACUUUAACGUACACAUGAAAAGCCACAGUGGAGAGAAGCCACACGCAUGUGAUCAGUGUGGGAAGAGUUUCACACAAAAAGGAACCCUUAAUGAACACAUGAAAGUCCACACUGGAGAGAAGCCUUACACGUGUGAUCAAUGCGGGAGGAGUUUCACUCAAAACAAUGCCUUAAAGGAUCACAUGAGAAUCCACACCGGAGAGAAGCCUUUUAAAUGUGGUCAGUGCGGGAAGAGUUUUGCUUACAAAAAAGUUUUAAAAGUUCACUUGAGAAGUCAUAGUGGAGUGAAGCCGUACACAUGUGAUCAAUGUGGGAAGAGUUUCGGAAUGAAAAUAACCCUUACUGGACACAUGAGGAUCCACACUGGAGAGAAGCCAUAUACUUGUGAUAAGUGUUGGAAGAGUUUUGCAAAUCUAAGCAAUUUUAAAACACAUCUGAAUUUUCAUUCUGGAGUAAGACCAUAUAACUGUGAUCAGUGUGGAAAAAGCUUUUUUGGGGCAAAAUCCCUGAAGGAGCAUCUGAAAGUUCAUACAAAGGAGGAACCUCACAUGUGUUCUUUGUGUGGAAAGAGUUUUGGUCAGCUGCAACAUUUAAAAAAUCACCAGAAAAGACACAGCGGUGUGAAGAAUCAUAUGUGCUUUGAUUGCGGGAAGACCUUUGUUAGAGAUGCUGAACUCAAACUGCACCAGAGAAGUCACACUGGAGAAAAACCUUACAAGUGUUCACACUGUGACAAGAGAUUCAGUCAUUAUGGAUCUUGGAAAAGACAUGAGAGGACCCACACUGGAGAGAAGCCGUAUCACUGCUCUUCAUGUGGGAAAAGUUUCACUCAAUCAUCUUCUCUUCUCCGUCAUACAAAAAAUAUAUGUCUGAAAUCGAGUCAUUAAAAGCUAGUA